AACAGUUUGGUGUGCGUGUUGCUCAACGUCUGGACGCUUUCCUCGUCCUUAUAAAAGUCAGCAAACAUGACCUUUAUCAAGGACAACGUUAUCUAGUUGCAACUCCUCUGCCGCAUCAGCCGUAAACGCACCAUCAUGGCGAACACUGCUCAUCUCGUCAGACGUCAAAGUUCCCGCGAUUUGAACUCCCAGCGUUCUCUAGAUCGUUUGGAGUUGAAGGAAAUGCGGGGCCGUCUGGUCGUUAUAGAAAACGGUAAUACGGGCACCUAUGGCGCGACAAACAAUGCUUUCGAAGACAACAGUCCUAGUAAUAGGAUUAAAUCUACCUGCAGUAGCAAAAGAGGAUCACAGGAUGGGAAACCAAUUUUCAAACCCGAGUGUGUCGAGGAAGAGCGCGAAUCUUGGGAUAGUAAGCUGACGUUCCUUCUGGCGACGGUGGGAUAUGCCGUCGGUUUAGGGAACGUCUGGCGGUUUCCAUAUUUGGCGCAAAAGAAUGGCGGAGGUGCUUUCCUCAUCCCGUAUUUCGUCAUGUUAGCCAUCGAGGGAAUCCCUAUAUUUUAUCUGGAAUUGGCGAUAGGGCAAAGGCUGAGGAAGGGAGCCAUAGGAGUUUGGAAUCAAGUGUCUCCUUAUUUAUCUGGUAUCGGGAUAAGUAGCGCCGUGGUGUCCUUUAACGUCGCCUUGUAUUACAAUACUAUAAUCGCUUGGUGCCUGUUUUACUUUGUCCAGAGUUUCCAGUCUAAAUUGCCUUGGGCUGAGUGUCCCAACAAGUAUUUCCCUAACGGAUCGUAUACGCCCGAACCUGAAUGUGUGAUAAGCAGCCCGACACAAUACUUUUGGUACAGGACGACGCUGAUGAUUUCAGAGGACAUCAACACCCCAGACGUGUUCAACUGGAAAAUCGCCAUUGCCUUAGUGGUCGCGUGGAUUCUCGUUUACAUGUGUAUGAUUAAAGGGAUCGCUUCGUCCGGCAAGGUGGUCUAUGUAACCGCAACAUUUCCCUACAUCGUCCUGAUCAUAUUCUUUUUCCGAGGGAUAACUCUUAAAGGGGCGGGAGAUGGGAUUAGACACCUGUUUACUCCAUCGUGGCAUAUCAUACUAGAUCCCGUAGUGUGGCUAGAGGCUGGAACGCAGAUUUUUUUCUCAUUGGGACUUGCUUUCGGUGGCCUUAUCGCUUUCUCAUCUUACAACCCGGUGAACAACAACUGUUAUCGCGAUGCGGUUAUGGUUUCCCUCACCAACUGUUUCACGUCAAUGUUUGCCGGCAUCGUGGUGUUCUCCAUUAUUGGUUUCAAAGCCACGAUGACGUACGAGAGGUGCGUGGAGAUGCGAAACGUAACGUUGACCGAACUGCUGGGUCCGAAUUACGACCCCGAUAUUGUUUUUCCAUCGGAGGGGUCCCUAUUCAACUUGACCCUCGAGAACGGGACCAUAAAGAGUUUUACGAUGACUUCUUUACCGGUCUGCGAUUUGGAAAAGGAACUGGAUAAUUCUGCGUCCGGUACAGGACUGGCUUUCAUCAUUUUCACGGAAGCCAUCAAUCAAUUUCCUGGAGCCCAGUUUUGGUCGGUGUUGUUUUUCCUGAUGCUGUUCACACUCGGAAUCGACUCCCAGUUCGGUACUCUAGAAGGCGUGGUGACUUCCAUCGUGGACAUGAAGUUGUUCCCGAAUCUGCCCAAAGAAAUUCUUACCGGAGUGCUGUGUCUAGUGUGUUGCGGGAUCUCGAUGAGCUUCGCCCACGGUGCUGGAAGCUAUGUGUUUGUUUUGUUCGAUAAUUUCAGCGGGAAUUUUCCUCUGUUGAUAAUCGCAUUCUUCGAGUGUGUAGGAGUGUCUUACGUAUAUGGCCUUAAACGGUUUGCGGACGAUAUUGAAAUGAUGACCGGCACCCGGCCAGGUUUAUAUUGGUUAAUUUGUUGGAAAUACCUGUCGCCACUCGCCAUGAUAUCCAUUCUCGUGGCAAGUUUUGUGGAAAUAGCGGUUCAGGGAUCAGGUUACGAUGCGUGGGUGGCAUCCAAAGGGGAGACCCUAAAACAGCCGUGGCCCGUAUGGGGAAUUUUGCUUACAAUCGCCCUGAUAUUGGUGUCGGUUUUGUGGAUUCCUGGAGCCGCCAUAGCGAGGUUAUCUGGUAUCGCUCUUAUCGAUGACAACGAAAAAGCCUGGUUUCCAGCGAGCGAUUUGAAGGAUUUCCACGGAAUCAUGCCCCACGAAGUCAGUAAGGCUGAAACUCUGUUGUUUUGUAUUAGAGCCGACGGUUCUGAAGGGCUGUGCUGCCCGACAUAUCAUUCAUACGAUGACGUAGAAGAAGAGGAGUAAACUCCUAGGUAGCAGAACGUUGCACAUAUGUAUACAUGCCACUGAAAAAAGCAAUUACUUUUUCCGUCUACAUUGUUUCGCCCAUAGGUGUGGCAUUUUAUAAAGGUGUAACUAGGUGAUAGAUACAGGAGAGAUUAGGAGGUUGUGUAAAUAAAUGACUGCCCUAAAUGCAAAUGAAUAUUGUACAUAAUUCAUGAAAGUACAUUUUAUUAGGUAUAAUUAUGUUUCAGGCGCUGCUUAGAGGUAUCAAAAGGAUGAGGUAAUAACUUCCUCCUGAUCUUUCGAGUGCAGAGUGGACGUAAUUGGGGUAGUCUAUCGGUAAAAACCUGUUUCUAAACUAAGUAAAGCGUAUUUGCUUGAUUUUUUGAGAAGCAUUUAAUGGGAAAACCGCUUUUUCACUAUGCCCUUAAAAAAAAGCCCACGGAGCUCAUUUCAGUCAUGUUUGGAUGCUGGAUAUAAAAAAAAUCACCUUUAUUGUUCUGUGUUUAUUGUCUUUAUAUCUUUUUUAAAUUUUACUUUACUUAACUUUCACGGUGAUUAAGUUUAUUCUUGAAGUUUUUGUGUGAUAUCUUUAACUUAAUUUAAUCUUAUAGAUAAAUGUAAAAUGUAUAAGGGAAGGCCUUAUAUGUCCGCCAUUUUUCAUACGUCGGUUUAUUUGUAUUUAGUUUAAAAAUAGAUAAAAACCACCAAUUACGAACACCCUGAACAUAUUUAAAGUAAAUAAAUUGACGACAAUAAUAAAAAGACAAUAUCGAUAAUUUCGUCUUCACUGUACACUUAUGGAGUGUUAUAGUAAUAACAAAAUUAUUUUUUAGAGAAUUAUUAAGUAUUUACCAUUUUUUUGAGUAAUGUUUAUCAAUCCAACAACGAAGUACACAAAUUCUCGUUGAGGAUUUUUACUAAUUUGCUAUUUUAAGAAGCAAAAUAUCAUCGUAAUUUGACAAUAAUCAUAACACCGGGUAGAGCUCAAUAUGAACUAUUUAAUUGGUCUAUUCUCUUUCCCCAAUUUUGUUAAGUAUUGUCCAAAAUUUGCGAGAAAAUAAAUCCAAAAUAUUUAAUAAUCGGUGCCAACCGCAAGCACAAUAUAAAACAACAUUUAAGCAACAAAAUAAAAGAAGCAAUACUCCAGAAAACAUCAAUUUCUUCUUAGAAACAAAAUUUUGUCUGAUCCUGUUACCACAAUUACGUCGUAAUAUUAGGGGAAGCUAAUGUUUGUGUUACUUGUGCUGGAGAUCUAUACUCUUAAUGUACGUUUCAUUUCAUGUUUAAUAAUAUAUUAACAUAAACAACGCUUUUAAACAAUAAUAGUAUGUAUUAAUUGAUUUUCAAUCAAAAUCUGUCGUUAAAACUACUACCCGACUUUGUUACUAACUUUAUAUCAGUAGAAACUACAUAUCUAUUGCACUUAUGACGCAACAAAUAACUGUGCAAAUUUUGCGCUGUUUAUUGACAUUUCUGUUGUUUUUAUAAUCUGUGAUGUGUAUUAACAGAGAAUGAUUCAUUGCUAUAGAUAUAUCGAUUUAAUUGUUGGAACGAUGUAAUUUGACACACUAGCUUCAGUAUAGAGAGACUUAUUAGUACUAUGAAUGCCACUCUUAACUAACGACAAUAAUAUUGUAUUUUAACGUAGUGUAUAAUAUGUGUGUUACGCAUCGAAUAUGUGAUAAAUAUCUGAGCACAAAUAAAAUCUCCUGUACAAAGAAUUAUUACAAAUAUCUUGUUAUUCCGGAUAACGUUUUACUUUUGUUCAAAACUAUUAUAGGAGUGUUCACUUUAAGUGCCUUUAAGUUAAAUUGACUACUCGAAAGAUAUUUUCAUGGGUUGUAGGAUCUUAUAUAUAUUAUUAUUUCUUCAAGGCUAGUUGUUUGUCAAUGAAAUUGUGAUUUCCAAAAACUUUUUUGAUAGUUCUUAAAGAAGAAAUAGUAUAUUUCGAAACGUUGGCAAAUUGAAAUCGGUUUUUUAUUGCCUGCAACCCACAAAAAUCUCUUUCGAUUAGACAAAAAGGAUAGUUGCGGAAUUGUUAAAAUUAUAAAACUCCCCUACUCCAGUAAAUUUAGAUUGGUCAAGCAUAGUUUUUGGUCCAUUUCCGUUACGUGAAUUAAUAUUUAAAUUCGAAUAUAAAAAAUCUGACCAUUUUGUUUGAAUUUUGACAAAAUUUUGGACUUUGCAUUUAUCGCGAACAUUCCUGUUCUUUGACAACUUUGGGACAAACAAUAAGAUAUAUAUUAGUUAUAGCAUCAAAUUAAAAAAAGGAAAUAUUUUGAUUGUUUAUAUUUCCCACAAUAUCAUAUUAUAUUUUUUACCACUGCCUAUUUAUGUUGUAUAUAUAUACAUUAUACUGUACAUGAAUUAUUUAAAUUUAAAACAUUUAUUUACCCAUUGUUACGGCUACGGUUAGCGUAGACUUAUAGUUCCAACACUUUCUAGUGUUAGCUAAUAAAUGGCAGAUUUUUAUCGAUAAUCCUUAAUCGACAAUAGUCAAUUAACAUAUACGUUAGAAAUAGUUUACUUCGUUCAGUCAGUGGAUGAAAUUGACAAUAAAUUUGACGUUGUUAAAACUGCUUCGGAAGGCAGAAGACGAUUAUCCUUUUUUUAAAUAUGUCCGCUCCAAAUCGUUUUUAGGAAACCAUAAACAACUUUCGGUGCCACUGAUGUCUGAAAUAAAAGCGCGAAUGGAAUCCAAGUUCGCUGUCGAAAAUACGAUUCUGUUGAGUUGUCGAAGAUUGCUGAGAGACACGUCUUCCGAAGGAGUAAGGUUUAAAUAAUAAUUGUGAUAUAAAGUAUAGUAUUUCACCCUUGAGAAUUACUUUAAAAAGAGAAGUGUCUUUUUCUUGGUUUGAAAAAAAAAUCUAUGCUGCUGCUCCGGAAAUUACGAAAGCUUUUAUUUACGCAGUUAAUGUCACGGCGUUCCUUGUUUUGUUGUAACUGUAAAUGUCUGUUAAAUAAAUA
Cylas formicarius (sweet potato weevil) is the source of this 5259-nucleotide messenger RNA. Its product is annotated as sodium-dependent neutral amino acid transporter B(0)AT3. Gene Ontology annotation, cellular component: membrane. Bases 136 to 2310 code for a protein of 724 amino acids. Lineage: Eukaryota; Metazoa; Arthropoda; Insecta; Coleoptera; Brentidae. The transcript has 9 exons. Gene Ontology annotation, biological process: sodium ion transmembrane transport. The record is from RefSeq and is a predicted model, not a curated record.